Haplochromis burtoni (Burton's mouthbrooder) is the source of this 2487-nucleotide messenger RNA. RefSeq names its product glutamic-oxaloacetic transaminase 2b, mitochondrial (gene got2b). NCBI's taxonomy places the organism in Eukaryota, Metazoa, Chordata, Actinopteri, Cichliformes, Cichlidae. Gene Ontology annotation, biological process: L-aspartate catabolic process; biosynthetic process. Gene Ontology annotation, molecular function: L-aspartate:2-oxoglutarate transaminase activity; pyridoxal phosphate binding. The coding region runs from base 99 to 1385 and encodes 428 amino acids. The record is from RefSeq and is a predicted model, not a curated record. The transcript is spliced from 10 exons. Gene Ontology annotation, cellular component: mitochondrion.
GCGCGUAUUCAGAUCGUAGGAGCGUGGUCUCGCCUGUCCUUCACAUCCGUUCACAUCCGUCCACAUCCUUCUAGGCUCGCCUCCCGAACGCAGCAACGAUGGCUCUGCUCAAGUCCAGCAAAAUGGUCUACUGCCUGGGGAACAUCUCCCCGUCCCUGGGAGUCCUGUCCACCCGCAACAGCUCCUGGUGGGGUGGAGUGCAGAUGGGUCCCCCUGAUCCCAUCCUGGGGGUGACUGAAGCCUUCAAGAAGGACACAAACCCCAAGAAGAUGAACUUGGGAGUGGGAGCCUACAGGGAUGAUCAAGGAAAGCCUUUUGUCCUCAGCUGUGUUCGCAAGGCAGAGGCUAUCAUUGCAGCUAAACAGCUGGAUAAGGAGUACCUUCCCAUUGGUGGUUUGGCUGAAUUCAGUAAAGCCUGUGCUCAGCUGGCUCUUGGUCCCGAAAAUGAGGUUUUGAAAAGUAGCAGAAGCGUCACCGUCCAGACCAUCUCAGGAACUGGAUCUUUGCGUAUUGGAGCCAACUUCUUGGCUCGAUUCCACCCUGGGCCACAUGAUGUGUACCUGCCCAAACCCUCUUGGGGGAACCACACACCCAUCUUCAGAGAUGCUGGCAUGCAGCUCAAAGCUUACCGCUACUAUGAACCUUCCACCUGUGGCUUUGACUUCAAAGGAGCUCUGGAUGACAUCUCUAAAAUCCCAGAGCAGAGCAUCAUCCUGCUGCAUGCAUGUGCCCACAACCCCACUGGUGUGGAUCCAAGGCCCGAGCAGUGGAAGGAGAUUGCUGACAUUGUGAAGAAAAGGAACCUACUCGUGUUCUUCGACAUGGCCUACCAGGGCUUUGCAAGUGGAGACAUUGAUCGCGACGCCUGGGCUGUCCGCCACUUCAUUGAAAACGGUCACAACAUUGUGCUGUCGCAAUCCUUUGCAAAGAACAUGGGACUCUAUGGUGAACGUGUCGGAGGCUUCACUGUCGUGUGCAAAGAUGCAGAGGAGGCAAAGAGGGUGGAGUCUCAACUCAAGAUCCUCAUCAGGCCCAUCUACUCCAACCCACCAGUGAAUGGUGCCAGAAUUGCAGCAACUAUUCUCAACACGCCAGAGCUGCACUCACUGUGGCUGGAGGAGGUCCAUGGUAUGGCUAACCGCAUCAUCAAGAUGAGAGAGCAGCUGGUGGCCGGUUUGAAAAAGAAUGGCUCCUCCCACAACUGGCAGCACGUCAUCGACCAGAUCGGGAUGUUUUGCUUCACAGGACUCAAGCCAGAACAGGUCGAGCGCUUGACAAAAGAGUUCUCAGUGUACAUGACCAAGGAUGGCAGAAUUUCCAUGGCAGGUGUGACCUCUGGAAACGUGGGCUACCUUGCAGACGCGAUCCAUGCAGUCACCAAGUAGAGUGGAUCGUGCUGGGAGAGCAGCAAAAAUCAGAAGGAGCAGCACUAAAGAGGAGCUUCAAGCGUCAUUUAUUCUGUCUCCUUCAUUCCACCUUUAGAAAACUUCCUUUUUUUUUUCCUAAGUUGUAGCCUUUUUGUUUCCUGACUGGCUUUCAUCAUGAGUUAAAUUUGGAACGGUUGCUCUUGUUACAGGCUCUGUUUUCCGGUUACACUUUCUUUCCUCUACAUUUCACUAAAGGCUUCCCCUGCCAAAUUGAGAGAUUUCUUCCCAUGACUGAAUCAUCUUUGCUUAUUUAUUAUCAGAAAUGAACUGUUGGCUGUACAUUCGUGUCCUCCUACAUGUAUAUUCUAUCUGCUGUGGGCCCACACUCUAAAACGUUGAGGAAAAAUUAUCCAGGCGAUGCUAGGCGGAGAUGAGAUCUCUCGUUCUUUGUGAAAGCUUGUAGUUGAUCUGAGGGUUUCCUUUUAAUUGUGGAGUUGUAGCACUUUAACCUGUGAGGCACUGUUUGAGUCUCAAGACAUCACUGGCACUUCACUGGGCUUUACUGUACUAAUGGGCAUUUGCCAAUCAUGUAAUCUCUUUACUCUGUGGAUCUGCCCUAACAAUGAUUCAGCAGUUUACUUUUUAUCUGUUCUGUUUCAGUAGAAUUUGAAUCUGUUUGAUUUCUGUUUUGGUGAUUACAGGGCAGCGGUCUCUCUCUGCUGGUCCUCUUGUAAGCCCAGAUACAAACAAGCACAUGGUUUAGCGUUGAGAAUGGAGACAAUAAAUCUGUCAAUCCCACUGCAAGGAAUUUUUAUUACACAAAAUUUAACUCUCCAAAUGAAAAGUCUGUACUCCAUGGUAAAGUUGUGUGGGGUACUUUCUUCGGGGGAACACCACAUCUCAUGAUGCGCGCACGCUGUUCAUUCAGAUGAACAUCGUGUUUUUAGUGUGUGAAUCUGGACUGUGAGACACAGAUGGCAAUACAAAAUGUGGGGUUUGCCCGAGUCUGCUCUUACUUCUGGUACUCUGCCUCCAUGUUUUUGCAUUCUCUCUUAUGGAUCGUUGGUCUUGUCAUCAUUGAACAAAUAAUAGAUCAUUAAAGAGUAAAGAUGUGAAACCA